GCGUCACUUGUGGGGAUGUCUGCAGCAUUUGCAUUUUUGAACACUUUUUUCUCCAUCACCGCGACACUUGGCAAUAUUCUCAUCCUAAUUGCUCUUAACAAAGUGACUUCGAUUCGUCCUCCAACGAAACUUUUGUUUCGAUGUCUGGCGGUCACCGAUCUUUGUGUUGGACUGAUAACGCAACCGCUGUUUAUAGUGACGCUUCUUGCCAGCAGCAACGUUCAUGAAUAUGUUGUAGGCAUACAGCAGGCUUCUUCUGUAGUUCUUUGUGGAGUCUCCCUCUUGACAUCAACCGCAAUAAGUGUGGACAGACUUCUUGCGUUGUCGUUGGGUCUGAGAUACAGAAUUGUUGUUACAUUAAGGCGGGUGCGAGCGCUUAUAAUUUCCUUUUGGGUUCUACUUGUUGCUUUAGCUGGGUGUAUCUACAUUUUAGACAUUUUCUUUAUUGUAUAUGGUGUUGUGAUGCUUAUUUCUCUUCUUAUCUCGGCCAUUUCUUACGCUAAUAUCUAUUUCCGUCUCCGUCACCGACUGCUUCAUGUACAAGGCCAUGUUCACCAACGACAACAACUUCCUCCGAAUGGCGUUGUAUCGUCUGCACUAAAUGUAGAGCGAUACAAGAAAACAGUUUCUGUCAUAUUAUGGAUACAGCUUGGAUUAUUUGCUUGCUACUCUCCUAUUUGUGUUUAUUUAGUUUCGUGGCAUUUUGAAAAGUUUUGGGACACUAAUGUGAUUGACUAUCUCAUUUGUUUACUUUUCAUUAACUCAUCUCUGAACCCCAUUCUUUACUGCUGGAAAAUCAGGGAGGUGAAAGAGGCAGUAAAGGACACAAUUAGACAGUUAAACUGUUGCUGUGAACAAAAUUGA
Messenger RNA from Pocillopora verrucosa, 864 nucleotides. The record is from RefSeq and is a predicted model, not a curated record. Lineage: Eukaryota; Metazoa; Cnidaria; Anthozoa; Scleractinia; Pocilloporidae.